Molecule: messenger RNA, 512 nt
Organism: Triticum urartu
Lineage: Eukaryota; Viridiplantae; Streptophyta; Magnoliopsida; Poales; Poaceae
Source: RefSeq, a predicted model, not a curated record
UCUCUCUCUCGUGCGCGGAGGCGGCGCAUCUACCAGGGAUCCAGCGAGAGGUAGUAUAGCUUGGAGCAGAGCACCCGCGAUGGACGGAGACGGCUUCGACGUGUGGGGUUCGCAGCCGUCGGCAAGCGGCCCCGCUACCCAUGCUGGUCUUGACCUCAACUCGCAAGCGCCGGCGUCGGAGGGGUUCCCCGGGCUUGGGCUCUACGGAGCCUUCCUCCAGAGCGACGAUGAUGAGCUUCUCCCUGGGCGCGUCAGAGGCUCCGGGCUCCCUCCCUAUCGCCCACCCUACGCCCGGCGACUGAACUUCGGCGGCACCUCGUCGGCAGCAACCGGACGCGGAGGAGGAAACGGUGGUGUGUUCCUCGACGGGUCAUCGUCGGGGGCAGGCGGCGGUGUUCGGCAGCGCGCCAACUCGGCCGCCACGACCCCCAGCCGCCGUAACCAAUGCAGCAGGACGGCGUUCAGUGGUGGUGACGUUCGGUAGCGCUCCAACUCGGCCGCCCCGGCACCUA